Molecule: messenger RNA, 13708 nt
Organism: Girardinichthys multiradiatus
Lineage: Eukaryota; Metazoa; Chordata; Actinopteri; Cyprinodontiformes; Goodeidae
Product: voltage-dependent P/Q-type calcium channel subunit alpha-1A-like
Exons: 49
Coding region: 1-7209 (2402 amino acids)
Biological process (GO): chemical synaptic transmission; calcium ion import across plasma membrane
Cellular component (GO): neuronal cell body; voltage-gated calcium channel complex; membrane
Molecular function (GO): high voltage-gated calcium channel activity
Source: RefSeq, a predicted model, not a curated record
AUGAUUCUAGCUACCAUCAUUGCCAACUGCAUUGUCCUAGCUCUGGAACAACAUUUGCCUGAUGGAGACAAGACACCGCUUUCUGAACGGCUGGACGACACAGAGCCGUACUUUAUAGGAAUCUUCUGCUUUGAGUCUGGAAUAAAGAUCCUGGCACUUGGUUUUGCCUUCCACAAGAACUCCUACCUGAGAAAUGGAUGGAACGUCAUGGACUUUGUGGUGGUACUAACAGGGAUAUUGUCCACUGUGGGCUCAGAUUUCGACUUGCGGACCCUUCGGGCUGUGAGGGUAUUGAGGCCUCUCAAACUAGUGUCCGGUAUACCCAGCUUACAGGUGGUGCUCAAAUCCAUAAUGAAGGCCAUGAUCCCCCUGCUGCAAAUUGGCCUGUUGCUUUUCUUUGCCAUUCUCAUGUUUGCCAUCAUUGGUCUGGAGUUCUAUAUAGGCAAAUUCCACAAAACCUGCUUCGACAAUACUACAGACACAGAUGAGAUCCGGGAAGAGUUUCCAUGUGGAAAUGAACCGCCGUCCCGACUGUGUCCAGAGGGCACCGUUUGUAGGGGGUACUGGUUGGGACCAAACUAUGGCAUUACCCAGUUUGACAACAUCCUGUUUGCUAUUCUUACCGUCUUCCAGUGCAUCACCAUGGAGGGCUGGACAGACCUGCUCUACUAUAGCAAUGACGCCUCAGGGAGCGCAUGGAACUGGAUGUACUUCAUCCCCCUUAUCAUCAUCGGCUCCUUCUUCAUGCUCAACCUCGUGCUUGGUGUGUUGUCAGGGGAGUUUGCCAAAGAGAGAGAGCGUGUGGAGAACAGGAGAGAGUUCCUCAAGCUCAGAAGACAGCAGCAGAUUGAAAGGGAACUGAAUGGAUACCUGGAGUGGAUCUGCAAGGCUGAAGAGGUCAUCUUGGCAGAUGAUGAGAAUGAAAAUGAGUAUGAUGGUUCUCGUAGAAGAGCCACAAAGAACCAUAAGAGCAAAGCAGAGCUUCUCAAUCCAGAGGAAGGAGAGGGAGAUCUGGCUUUAGGUUCACCAUUUGCUCGUGCCAGCCUCAAGAGCUCAAAACUCGAGGGUUCAACUUUCAAGCGGCGGGAGCGGCGAUUUCGUUUCUUUGUCCGGCGUGUUGUUAAGUCCCAAGCAUUUUACUGGACCGUGCUGUGUUUGGUGGGCCUCAACACAUUGUGUGUGGCUGUAGUGCACUACGACCAGCCUGAACCACUUUCAGAUUUUCUAUUUUAUGCUGAAUUCAUCUUCCUGGGGAUUUUCCUGACUGAGAUGUGUGUUAAAAUGUAUGGCCUUGGAAGACAGGCCUACCUCAACUCGUCCUUCAACUGUUUUGACUGCAUUGUGAUAUGUGGUAGCAUAUUUGAAGUGCUGUGGUCAAUCAUCCAACCGGGCACAUCUUUUGGCAUCAGCGUGCUACGGGCUCUCAGGUUAUUAAGAAUCUUCAAAGUCACCAAGUACUGGGCAUCGCUGCGUAACCUUGUCGUCUCUCUGCUCAAUUCCAUGAAGUCCAUUAUCAGCUUGCUCUUCCUGCUCUUCCUCUUUAUAGUUGUCUUUGCCCUUCUGGGGAUGCAGCUCUUCGGAGGACAGUUUAAUUUUGAAAAUGGCACCCCUCCGACCAAUUUCGAUACGUUCCCUGCAGCAAUAAUGACAGUGUUUCAGAUUCUUACUGGUGAGGACUGGAACAUGGUGAUGUAUGAUGGCAUUCAGUCUCAGGGUGGUGUUAACAAAGGGAUGGCCUUCUCUGUCUUCUUCAUUGUGCUCACUCUUUUUGGAAACUACACACUGCUAAAUGUGUUCUUGGCCAUCGCUGUGGACAAUUUAGCCAAUGCACAGGAAUUGACCAAGGAUGAGCAGGAAGAAGAGGAAGCUGCCAGUCAGAAGAUCGCACUGCAGAAAGCCAAGGAGGUGGCUGAAGUCAGUCCGUUGUCAGCCGCCAACCUCUCUAUUGCAGCCAACAAAGUACACAGUGAGUGUCACAACGCAUCCGACCCCUUUCUGGACUGUAAGGAACAGCAGAAGAACCACAAUAAGGGUGUCAAUAAAUCAGUGUGGGAACAGCGAACCAAAGAGCUGAGGAAGCAGACGCUGGCAUCCAGUCGCGAGGCCCUUUAUAAUGAGCUGGAGCCUGAUGACCGCUGGAAGGCAAGGACAGGGAGGGAAGAACAUAACAAUGUGAACUAUUCACGUCACAUCCGCCCUGACAUGAAAACUCACUUGGAUCGACCAUUAGUCGUUGACCCCCGUGAGAACCGAAACAACAACACCAACAAGACCACUGCCAACAAUUCUGAUGUUUGUGUUACCCAGCACCAUUCUUCUGAUGAGCUCCACAAACAAACGCAGCUGCAAGACCAACAUGGUCAAAUAGGAGUGGGAGGUGGAGGUGGUUCAGGCCAAACCAGGGCUCUCCUGGAUCGAGGGGAGUCCACUGAAAGUAGGCGGAGUCGCAAAGGUGAGCAUCAUCACAAGCCUCAUGUCCGGUUGGAUGCUACAGUCAUUCCAGGUCCAGGCUCAGAAGAGAGACCACCAAGACGCCAUCAUCACAACCGGAGUGGCAGUCGAGGAGGAGGGCAGUCAGAGCACAGGAGGACCAGGUCACAUCGAAGAAAUGCUGAAGAUGCAGAGGAGGGUGGAGGUGGAGCUGGAAAACCAGGGAGGCAUAGGAGUAAGGUGAUGAUUGGAGGUAGGGAAGGAGGAGACCAUGAGGGAGCCAGUGAAGGCAGUGAGAGGAGGCCGAGAAGAAGUCGACAUGGCAAUCAGUCAGAGGGAGAGGGGAGGAGGAUGUGCCAGCACAAAAGGAGGGAUUGUAGUGUCCCAAACCUCUCCACCACGCGUCCCAUUCAAAAGAGCCUCUCCAGACAGAAUAGCCAGUACAGUGAAGAUAUGGACAACCUAAUGAAUACCAAACUGGUCUCUGGUUCUUCUCCGCCUGGUCAAGGCCAUGCUAAUCCAGUUGCCAAUUACACAGUAGCCCCUGGCUUUGGUUCUGCCCUCCAUCUUGCUAACAGUGGCACUCAUGGAAGUCUGGUCACAUUGGAUGGUUACGGGAACAUCGGCCAUCAUCGGGCACACAGUGUGAUCAGGUUGCCUCACCCUGACUACACCGCAGUGGAUAUGCCAAUUUUUCCAUCUAUCAACGCCAUUCUGCAAGUCAAUAAAAAUGCAAACACUGAGCCUCUGCCAGCAAAGGAAGAUAAGGACGAUGAUGAUGAUAAAGGAGGAGAAGGAGGACCCAGGCCCAUGCCUCCGUAUAGCUCCAUGUUCAUCUUGUCCACUACAAACCCCUUUCGGCGGGCGUGCCACUACAUUUGUACCCUGCGCUAUUUUGAGAUGUGCAUCCUGCUGGUCAUUGCUAUGAGCAGCAUUGCCUUGGCUGCUGAAGAUCCUGUCUGGCCUGAAUCACCUCGAAACAAUGUACUUCGCUAUUUUGACUAUGUUUUUACUGGCGUUUUCACAUUUGAGAUGCUGAUAAAGAUGGUGGAUCUGGGGUUGGUCUUGCACCAGGGCUCUUAUUUUCGGGACUUGUGGAACAUCCUUGACUUUAUAGUGGUUAGUGGUGCUCUGGUGGCCUUCGCCUUCACCGGCGGCGGGGGGAGCAGUAAAGGAAAAGACAUCAGCACUAUCAAAUCUUUGAGGGUUCUGCGAGUGUUGCGUCCUUUGAAGACCAUUAAGCGACUUCCCAAGCUGAAAGCUGUGUUUGACUGUGUGGUGAACUCUCUAAAGAACGUCCUGAACAUCCUGAUUGUCUACCUACUCUUCAUGUUCAUUUUUGCUGUGGUUGCCGUGCAGCUCUUUAAGGGGCGUUUCUUUUACUGCACUGAUGAAUCCAAAGAGUUUGAGCGUGACUGCAGAGGCGAAUAUCUGGUGUAUGUACGUGAUAACGAAGUGAGGGCGCAGAAGCGGGAGUGGAAGAAAUACGAUUUCCACUAUGACAAUGUGGCUUGGGCCCUUCUCACCCUCUUCACUGUUUCCACCGGAGAGGGGUGGCCGCAGGUGCUGAAACAUUCAGUGGAUGCGACCUAUGAGAAUCAGGGCCCGAGCCCAGGGUAUCGGAUGGAGAUGUCCAUCUUUUACGUGGUGUACUUCGUGGUCUUCCCCUUCUUCUUCGUCAACAUUUUCGUUGCUCUCAUUAUCAUCACCUUCCAGGAACAAGGAGAUAAAAUGAUGGAGGAAUAUAGUCUAGAAAAGAACGAGAGAGCGUGUAUAGAUUUUGCCAUCAACGCCAGGCCUCUGACACGCCACAUGCCUCAGAAUAAAUUGAGUUUUCAGUACAAAAUGUGGGAGUUUGUCGUGUCGCCACCAUUUGAAUAUACUAUCAUGGCUAUGAUUGCGCUCAAUACCGUGGUGUUAAUGAUGAAGUAUGAUGGAGCUUCAAACACCUAUGAAGCAGUUUUAGCCAACCUCAACAUAGUGUUUACCUCCCUCUUCUCCUUGGAGUGUGUCCUCAAGAUCAUUGCCUUUGGAGUUCUGAACUAUUUCAAAGAUGCCUGGAAUAUUUUUGACUGUGUGACAGUGCUGGGCAGCAUUACUGACAUCCUGGUUACAGAGCUUGGGGAUAAUUUCAUCAACUUAAGUUUCCUAAGGCUGUUCAGGGCAGCUCGUCUCAUCAAGCUACUGAGGCAGGGAGAAACCAUUCGUAUCCUGCUCUGGACCUUUGUUCAGUCUUUCAAGGCGCUACCUUAUGUCUGCCUUCUCAUUGCCAUGCUGUUUUUCAUCUAUGCCAUAAUCGGGAUGCAGCUAUUUGGGAAUAUUGCUAUUGAGGAAGAUGGAGAGAGUGCCAUCAACGAACACAACAACUUCAGGACCUUUGUGCAGGCUUUGAUGCUUCUCUUUAGGAGUGCAACAGGGGAGGCGUGGCAUGACAUUAUGCUGGCUUGUCUCGGGGGUAAGGAGUGUGACCCCCUGUCAGGAAACACAGCGCCAGAGUGUGGCAGCCAGGUGGCCUACCUCUACUUUGUCUCCUUCAUCUUCUUCUGUUCGUUCUUGAUGCUGAAUCUGUUUGUAGCCGUCAUUAUGGACAACUUUGAGUACCUGACAAGAGAUUCUUCCAUUCUGGGGCCUCACCACCUCGAUGAGUAUGUAAGGAUAUGGGCCGAGUAUGAUCCUGCCGCCUGCGGGCGCAUACAUUAUAAGGACAUGUACAGUUUAUUACGAGUUAUCGACCCGCCUCUUGGCUUAGGCAAGAAAUGCCCCCAUAGGGUGGCCUGCAAGAGACUACUACGUAUGGAUCUGCCUGUGGGCGACGACAACACGGUCCACUUCAACUCCACUCUCAUGGCUUUGAUCCGCACAGCUCUGGAUAUCAAGAUCGCCAAGGGUGGCAUUGACAAGCAUCAGAUGGAUGCGGAACUGAGGAAAGAGAUGAUGGCGAUAUGGGCCAACCUCUCCCAGAAAACUUUGGAUUUGCUGGUCACACCACACAAGGCAGCAACAGACCUGACUGUGGGGAAAAUCUACGCGGCCAUGAUGAUCAUGGAGUAUUAUCGGCAGAGCAAGAUCAAACGAUCCCAGGCUCUUCGUGAUGAACAGAACCGAACGCCAUUACUGUUUCAGCGCGUGGAGCCACCAACCCCCACCCAGGACGGGGGUCCAGGACUCAACAACCCCUUGCCUCUGCCUGAGACAACAGAUACAGGCAAUAGUUUGCCAGUGGAGGGCGGGAUCCCGGAGAGCCAGUCGUGGGUUACGGCUCGCGCUAAGGAGAUGUCCCAGAAAGUUGGCAGCUGGAGCCCUGAGGGGCACUCUGAGGAUGGCCUUGGAAGCAUGAAUAACUCACAGACGGUAGAGCUGAGAGAGAUGGGGCAGGAUGGUAUCUCGGAUACUGAGCAAUUUCCACCAAUGGAAGGCCACGGCAGGGCCGCUUCCAUGCCCCGCCUCCCAGGCGACAACCAACAGCGGAGGAAAGGGAAGCACCGUGGCAGUAAUCUAAGUACCAUCAGUGACAACAGUCCCAUGAAACGGUCCGCUUCGUCUCUGGGCCACAGCAGGUCUGGGCGAGGUCACAGAGACAAAGCAGACGAUUACCACAUGGAGUGUUCAAUACCUGAGGAGGGGAGAGCUUCCAGACAUGGUCACCGCCGAAAGGAUCGUGGUCAUCGAGCGUCUGAGAGGUCCCUCUGUCGCUACAAUGAAGUUGACACAGACAUGAGCACGACUACACAGUCAGGUGACCUCACAUCAAAAGAGAUGGACCGAGAUCGGGGUCGAUCUAAAGACCGUAAGCACCACCAUCAUCAUCACCACCAUCAUGGUUCUGUGGAUAAGGAGCGCUACGUGCCAGAACGAGGUGGCGAGUAUGGACACAGGCAUUCCCGAGACAGGGAACAUGAAAGGGAUAGGGAAAGAGAUCGGGAACGGCGCUGGUCACGAUCACCCAGCGAGGGCCGUGAGAGUGUCCCGCACAGACAGGGCAGUAGUUCAGUCAGCGGAAGUCCAGUUCCAUCAACCUCGGGAACCAGUACACCACGAAGAGGUCGCCGACAGUUGCCUCAGACACCUGCCACACCCCGACCCCAUGUCACAUACUCCCCUGUAGUCCGUAAGUCCAUGCCCACACCUCCUGGGGGACCGCAGUGCAGACCCCCAGCCCCAGGCCCCCGGCACUUUUCUCCAGAGCCUCUCCAAGGGCAGGGUGCACCCCCAGCUGGAAUCCCAAUAGCCCACCAUGGCAAUCCCCGCCAGAGUCAUCAUCCCCCACUUCGCUGGGGUGACUCAGGUGGAGGGGGUGGUUCCAUGGAAGGGGAUGCCUGCUUCUACAAUCAGGAGUACCAGGACUAUGAUCCACACCAUGAACCACCUGCCUACGAGCCAAGUCCCAUGCAAGGUGGAAACCCUCACCCCCAUGCCCUGGCCAACCACCCACUGCCUCCUCCCACACAACCACAGCCUCACAACCCCCAUCCCCUUCCUCCUCCACAGCCUCACUCUGUGAACAACCCCCACCCACAGCCCACUCGCACCUCACCUAGGACUGUCUGCCAUGCAAUUCCUCCCACCACAGCCCUGACUGGGCCUGUGCAGAACCAGGUUCAGCCUGCUGCCCAACGCCGUCUACCAAAUGGUUACCGAUCAUCAUCCCCUUCCACACACCUCCAUGGACCUCCACACACUGGGCCUCACAAGGUUCCUCCUCCAGCUGGACAUCCAAGGGGUCCCCGCAAGGGACUGCAUGAACCCUAUGGUGAGACGGAGGAAGACGAUUGGUGCUAGCCCCUGGGGACUGGGGAGGGAUGUAUUAUUAAUUGACUGAAAAAUAUGGAAAGCUCUUAGCCAGAGCAGUGACUGCCAAGGGAAACCACAACCUUUCUUUUUCAUCUGGUCAUUAUUUUUAAUCACCCGAACUUCUUGGGGUGCCAAAUGGAUGCUUCACUGGAUGAAAAAAUUGGUAUCAGCAUAAAGCAGACAUUGCGAAAAUGCAAAGGCAGAAUCUGGAAAAACAAGAAGAAACAAUUUUUGUGCUCUGCUUGCAUUGUUGAUCAUCUCUUGAUGCCAAAAGAGAACAAGCUCAGAUUUCAGUUUUCAAAGAAGGGAGGACAGAUGAUGGACGAUACUCUUUGUGUCUUAAUUUAUGCCUCUGGCAAUGAGCUAUAGCCACUUACAAGAUGUCAAGAGUUGCGACUCGAUUAAAGACACUUUAAAGUCAGAGACAAAGAAACAACCUUUUAUUUUCCUUUUUUUAAGCUUCUCAAGGCUAACUGUCAAGUUAGCUGUAAAAAAAAUCAAAUCCAACUCUCCCAGCCACCAAAUGAAUAUUGAUGAGUUUUAUCAUCUGUGUUUUUAAAUCUGACAAAGAGCCCUCUGCCUGUAAACGGUGAGAAGGCUAAGUGGGUGGGAGAGUUAGAAAGUGUUGCAGGGGUAUUAAAACGUCUCUCUGACCAAAAAAAAGCCAGAGGACGGGAUGGGUGUGUUGGCAAUAUUCAACCCACUUCUCCCAGAGACAAAAAAAACUUUAGCCAACCUUAUCCCAUGACCAAGAAAAAAACAUUGAAGACGGAUUACAGCAACAACAAACAAACAAAUAACUGUUUUCUGCAGUAUUUCUUCUUCUACUCCUUCAGCUGCUUCUUCUUCCUCCUCCUCUUCUUCUUCAGAACAUCGAAGCUUGAAUCUUCUGUUGCACCCCACACAGCUUCGUUUUUUAAGACUUGCAGAGUUGUAACACUUUAUGGAAUCCUGCAUGAAUGCUACAAAAGAAUACUAAGGAUACAAACAAUGAGAAUCUACUGUCUGUUUGGGAAGAGUGGGGUUUCUCCUCCCUUCCUGUUGUCUGUAGGGUUUCUCUCUUUUUUAUUGAAAAAUACUUUCUGUUUCUCUCUUUGUGCUCUGAAUGACAUUCCUCUUGCCGUACCUUCAUUUUCACAAAAAAAUCAAAUGACAGAGGGCUACAGGCGAAAUGGGAUAGUUAGUUUAUGUUUAUCUGGGGGGAAUGAAACUUUUUGCUUGCUCGUCAACUGUCCCAUUCUGUGCCAAAUGCCUGCCACUGAAACAGCUGGAAAUGCACAUAUUUUUAGUGAAAGUAACUUUUUUGUAACAAAGGUCAUGUGAUUAUGAUAUAAUGAGUAGCAGGGUAAAUUUAACAUGGAUUGAGUUUUUUUAAAUUACUUGUAAUGUGGUUUAUGAUGUGGUUAAAAGUCAGACAAAUCAGUAACUCAAAUCUUAAAGUCUUCCAGGGUUUGGGGCUCAAACAGAGUUAUCAGAGAGGAAGAGACUAAUAGAAAGGCACAUAAAGGAGAGAAACUCUUCAUCUUUGUUUUUCUUUGUCUCUGAAGGAAAUAAUGGAUAAACUGCUAAUGUAAUUGCUUGUAUUUGAUUAGUGAUUGUGAGAAUGAGAUGGAUGUUCUGUUUAGUUUUUUGUUCUUUUUAUUAUUUGGAGCUCAGGUAAUCCUUUUUCCAACCCUGUGGUGGACCUCUUACACUCAGACAUACUGUGGGAGAACAUUUUCUGGUUGUCCUCUCUCGAGAUAAGUCUGGUGACAGACACAGAUUCUAGCAGAGCUCUGGAGGUAGGCGGAUUCAGUUCCAGUGGUAGGUGGACACGUAAUCUCUGGACUGGGAAUGCCUGGAGAAGCUAGCCUCCACCUUUGGGAGAGUUUGUUUGUGGGCUUAAUUUAAAACAAAGGUUGAGGGGGGCUGGGCUAUGUAAAUUGUUCAAUACCGUUAAGCCUUCUUAAAAAAAAACAUGUUUGGGGAAUAUGGUAUUAGUGUCUGCUGAGACAGGCUUGUAAUGAAAAAGGCAUGUAAUUUAGGGUAUUUGUAGGGUUUGUCGUAGAUUUUUAACAUUACUUUCUUUGAUUAAAGACACAAGCUAUUGUUUUUUUCACUAAAAUAAUACCACCAGAUAAAAAUAAUAGAUAAAUUACAAAGCUCCCAAAUGGCUAUUAACGCCAUAAUAUGAAUGAACAAAAUAAAUCUAAAGAUUGUUUUUAUUAGAAACCAUGCUCAUCUGGUCUGAGCAGGAGACACAGCAACCAAAGGUGUGCUUCUAGCACCCUUAAGGUGAUGUUACAUCGUUAUUUGUUGAUCUCCACAAGCUGCUCUUUCCCUUUCCCUCUUCAGAAAGCUUAAAAUUUCCAAUUAAAGAACCACUCUUUGAUGUUAAAAAAGAGCAAAUCAAAUGUUAAUAUGUAGACAGACUUGUUUUUGCUUCUUCCUAUUUGUCAUUAUGCCUCAGUCAUACUUUUGUUUAUAUUGUUCAAAGCAGGGCUAACAUUGACAGUUGAUUUAUUUUUGAGUGCCCAGGGAGGGUUAGCUUGCACUGUCUUCAGUCUUCGACAGCAACACUGCAACACAUUUUUGACUUUGCCAUUAUAAACUGCCACCUUAUGCUAAAUCUAUUAUGUUUGCUUUCAUGUGUGAAAAGUGUACAUUGUUCUUCUCUUGUCAUUACUGUUGUGUAGCAAUAUUAUUUUUCUUCAACAGAGACACCUUGUGUUCAUAGAGGUACUGCACUUAGUGCCAUUCAAGUGUAAACAGUAACCCCUGACAUGAUGAUGCAACAACUCAUUUGGAUAAUUGCUUGAAUGCACCAUUAGAAUUUAUUGGGAGUAAGAGAAAGACUUAGAGGUGUUUUUAUUUACAGAACUUCUUUAAAGCGUUACAGCCCCUAUAUUUGGAUACCUUAAUACUGUAUUACUGUCCAACCAUAUAUAAUGGUGAUACUAACAUGGGACAAGAAUAAAUUUUGGUUUGGUCAAAUUCCAAAAAUACUUCAAACCAUUGGCAUCCUCUCUCAGGUUUCAAGAUUAACAAGUGACAAGACCCUACACGCUUCCAUAAGUGGUUCAAAAAUGACCUGUGUUAGAAUCAAUGUGUUUUUGUGAUGGAAAAUAAUGUUGUGAUGUAUUUUGUAUUAUAAUUGUGUUAACACAAGAUUGAAUCCUUCAUCAUUUUUUUUCCAAUUAAUUAUUUUUAACAUUUUCAAAACUCUUAAAAUAUUUUGAAUAUUUGAAGAAAAUUGCACAACAGCAAUAGAAAGAUAUCAAUAUCCAUGUUGUGCCUGUGUUUGUAUAAGAGUAUGUGUGCGCAUGAGGGUGUAUGUGGAACACUAUUUGUCUGUCUUGUUCUGUCUUGUAGCCUCACUGUAUGCAGUUGUGGCAGACUACUUGUUUCUGGCUCUGAUCAUUGCAGACAUGUACAUAGCAUUUCCCACACCGACUGCUGACCUUACAGUCUUUGUUAGUUGGGCAGAUCUGAUUCCUCCUCUCUUUGUUUAGCCCUGUUUGUGUCUUUCACCUGGAUGAACCCCCCCACACCAUUGCUUAAAUGAUUUGGGUUUGCAGUUGGGGGCAGCUUCCCACUUAUAUUCUCAUGUGUGGUUUGACAAGGUUCCUAGAGAGCUCAGUGAGGAAGAGCUGUCGUGCAUUGGUGAUACCACUCUUGAACUCCGGGUGCUGAGUUGUGAAAAAGGUGUAGGUAUGCAGGGUGGUGAUGUCAAGGAGAUUGUAACACAGCACCGUGAGUCACCACUACAUUUGACACUUAACAGGUGUAGGUGCCAACCAUCUGGUUCAUGGUGUCCACACUUUCUUUGGUCUUAUUGUAGUAUGUAAUGAAUUUUGUUUUUUCUGCUGUUUUCAUCCACCACUUGCAGCAAUGUAUUGUGCUUAGAAGCACAACAGUCCUUCUUUUUUUUCCUGACGUAGCUGACCAUGGUGAGGCUGCCAUUAAAUCUGAAUUCUGUGUACUGUGAACUUCCCUGGAUUUGGAUGCCUUCCUCAUAGACCCUUCUCCAGGAGGUGCUGUGUAAGAGGCACACUUGUGAAGAGUGCGUAGCUGCUGGACAAAGUUUUCUACCUGAUUCUUAAGAAUUUCUUCCACUGGUUAUUUCCGGUCUAACCUAUUCCAUUUAUUGCAUUGGGAAUGUGCAUCAUAAACACAGAAUAUUUUCACACCACGCUUGGCAAGGAUGUUUGGCAGGUAUUGUAAAAACUUGCACCUCCCCCCGAUAAUGUAUAUAAUAUUUAAAUGUUUAACAAAAUCUAAAGGUGACACUUGUGAUAUAGCCGAAUUAUCACAAGUAAAUAUUUUGUAUAUUGCCUUCAGUCACAGAUGAUCAGAAUCAAAUAUUCACAUAAAAUUCCACUGGAAAUGAAUGCGGGUUAUUUUUGAACCACUUAUGGAAGCUUGGAGUAAUAAUACUAAAAACUGAAUUUUGUAAAAUGUACGAGAGGUAAGUUGAAAUGUUAAAUGGCAUGAUGUCAAUAAAACAGUUUUAGAGGAAUCGCUGGAAUAUGAAAUGAUAACAAUUUUAUAUCAGAAAAAUAUUGCAGGAAAACAAUCUUACUGGUUCAUUUCUGAACAACGUUGGAAUAUAAGAGUUAAAAUGAAAACUAACCAAAUGCGACACUGUACAAUCGCACUUUCUUUCUUGUUUUAGGGUGUGCUGUCACACUAAAAUGCAGUGCAGCUUUAGAAUAUCCACAUUUGUGAUUCUUAUGAAGCAAUCAAACAAUAAAGCUUCUUUGGUAAGAUCAAGUAGAUAAAGCUUAUGAAUCAAACAAAGAGAAUAGACAGUUUCCGUCGUAUAUGCAGUCUCUGUAAAACUUGUAAAUAGCUCACAUGUUUUCGACUUGGAGCUGAUUCUACCUAUCAGCAGAGCUCGGCCAGUUGUCCAGUGUCUACAGCCAGAUACUCUUGGCUAUCUCAGGCAGGUGAUAAACCCAAAUUUAUGACACCACUGGUGACCUCCAGGGGGUGCCAUGUGAUAGUAAAACUCAAUUACUUUUGAGCGUUGUGCUUGUAGCAUUUUCUUUCACUUACAGGCCACCUCAUCAGUGUUCACCUUGUCAGCAGGUGAACGAACUGCAUCGUAGCAAAGUUCAGAAGGGUUGGAGAAAUGACAUCUGAGCUUUUGCUGUUUUCCUGGAAAUCACCUGGAUUCUGAGUUUUUUGCUCCCGUGUGGCUUCUGAUUCAUUGUCAGUGUGUUUCUCUGUGUGCCUCAAACCAAACCCGGUCAUCAACACACACCACUGUCAGCCCCAGCACUGUUGUUUUCGCGUUUAUUGUUUUUAAGUUGACCGACAUCUUUAACCUGGAGGCCUAUCAUACAUUGACCAGAGAAUGCAUCAAAAACAAACAAAUGAAAAAUAAAAACUGCCUAUUAGUGUCUUUCCAGCCUUAGUGGGAUGUCACGAACAAGUACUACACUGAAAAAAAACUAAAUCAGAAAGCAACUAGGUAUGUAGCUCCUGGUUGUGAUGUGUGGAAGUGGGCUUUUUGCUCGUAUGUAAGUACAGGGUUGAAUGUGUUUCUGAUAACUGACCUUUUUUCUUGUGCUUGCUUUUGUUUUCUAUAUUUUGUCUGCAGAAAUCCUUUUCAAGUUUUGAACAUGUCUGUCAUAUCAUUGUGACAGUUUGCAAUUAUCUGCGUUUGUGAGCGUGUGUGCUGUCAGUCAAACCUCUGAAUGAGAUGUGCAAAGCCUGAGCAUUCACUUUCCCAUCUUUGUGUAUAUGCUGCAGCAAAAUCCACUAACACGCUGAUUUACCACACGAGUUCUUCAAAAAGCAAUGUAAAGUCGUAACGGGGAGAAAAAAGUAUUUUUGUUUGUUUGUUUUUAAGUAUAAAAUAUUUAAAAAAAGAAAAAAAUCUAGUUCCAGAAAUGCAUGUGCUAUGUGCAUGCCACACCGUGGGUUAAAAGUCAUCUUCAGGACAGAAAAGAAAAAGCACAUUAAUUAAUUCAGAGAAAUAAGAAAAAAAGAUGUAUAAAUAGAUAGAUGUUUUUUUUUUUUUAAAAAACAAAAAACAAAACAAUGUUUCUUUUUUUCUUCUAUUUUUGAAAACAAAAAAAGGAAAAAAUAUUUAAAAAAAUUAAAACGUUGAAGAGACUUUGGGUAAGAGUCAAAGUCUUGUUUCUUUUCUUCAUUUACAUGGGGUUGAGACACAACGCAUCCAAGUUCAGGACACCGCAUAAAAGAACUGUUUUUAAUGAAAAACAGAGAGAAAAUAAAAGUUCAGAAAAUGGUGUAUUUCUACUUGUGUGUGGAUCAGGUGGUGCAGGAGCUAGCCAAAUCUGUUAAUGUUCUCGUUCUAACUGGCUGUUGGACCUUUGAUCCUUCACUCACAUCCUCUUUUUUUCCUUCCUCUCUAGCUCUAGUCUCUCUCACACUCUAACCUCUCUCACUCUCGGCCAGUCUCACCGCUAUUUCUACCAGUGCAUUUUGUAAUUCCAAACAGAUCUCUUCCUAAAGAAUAAAAUCCAGAGAGAAUGCA